Molecule: messenger RNA, 2592 nt
Organism: Ambispora gerdemannii
Lineage: Eukaryota; Fungi; Glomeromycota; Glomeromycetes; Archaeosporales; Ambisporaceae
Source: the annotation of a GenBank genome assembly
AUGAAACAACCUAGAGGAAACAGAGGUGGCGGUUCUACCCUGAAAAGACUCAAAUCUUCUCUAAAAGAUGCUGGUUUAGUUGGCCCAGGCUUGCGAAAGGCAACUAGUAAGAAGAGCCGAAAGAAGGGAAACGUGUCAGAUGCCGGGAAAAACCUUUCUGAAAAAAGGCUCGAGUUUAUAAAGAACAGAGUUAACCCGUUUGAAAUAAAAGUUACUCGUGAGAAACAUGAAGUUCUCGGUCGAAAAGUUAGGGGUGUUCAGGGUCGACCCGGCUUAAAGAAGCAAAUUGGAAACGAUAAUCGAAAAAAAACGCUGCUAGCUGAGAUAGAGACAAAAAAUAAAGCUGGCGGAGUUAUUGAUCGUCGAUUUGGCGAGAGCAAUCCACAGAUGACCCCAGAAGAGAGAAUGCUGGAACGAUUUGCCAAAGAACGACAAAAACGCAGCAGCAGCGGUGGAGGAGGAAAAUCAACGUUGUAUAAUCUCGAUGACGACUUAACGCAUUAUGGACAAUCAUUGGCUGAGAUUGAUGAUUUUGAUGAAGUUGAUUUAGGGUUGAGUGAAAAUGACGAGAGUACUGAUAACGAAAAAGGGAUUAUCGAUAGUAAGACUGUUGCUACAAGCCAUUUUGGAGGUUUUAAUGAAGAAGACGUCUUCGAUUCACGUCCUCCGCGCCAAAAAUCAAAAAAGGAAAUUAUGGAAGAAAUAAUUGGAAAAAGUAAGAUGCAUAAAUAUGAAAGGCAAUUGAGUAAAGAGGAUGAUGAGCGUGUUAGAUACGAAUUGGAUGAGGAAUUGGAUCAAAUUCGUGAUUUAUUGAUCACUUCUUCAAGUGAUCAAAAAAAAAACAAUUCUUCAAAUGCUUUGAAAUCUGAGUCAAAUAAAAUUGAUGGUUCGUCAUCAAAACUGCAAGACCGGAAGCCGCAAGAAUCACAAGUUGAUGCCUAUGAUAGAUUCGUUCGAGAACUCGCUCUUGAAAAGCGUGGUAGGCCCACAGAUCGAUUGAAAACUGAGGAGGAAAUAGCGUUGGAGGAGAAAGAAAAGCUUGAAAAAUUAGAGCGUGCUCGGAAGCAACGUAUGGAAGGAAUAAAUUCCGAUGAUGACGAUGAUGAAACGGAUAAUAAACGUCGUAAAAAGCAAAAACGUGCUCCAGUGGCAGAUGACUUGGAUGAUGAUUAUAUAUCCGAUGAGGAAGAAGAUGGUGGUUUUGGUCUUGCGGAAAAGCAACCUAAAAAGGAUAGAAAAGAAUCGAAAGAGGAAUUAGCCUAUACUUUUCCUUGUCCUACUACACUUGAGCAAUUUCAAAAUAUAAUAGAGGAUGUCGGAGACAAAGAUGUAUCAGUAGUCGUGCAUCGUAUAUAUGUAUUGCAUCAUAUAAAACUCUCGCCUGGAAAUCGGGAAAAAUUAGAGACAUUUUUCCUAGUCCUUUUAGACUAUAUUCUUGUUCGGACUCUAGAAAAUCCGAUCCCUAUGGAGCUGCUUAAUAAACUUGUUAAGAACGUGUUCGAGCUUUCACAACACUUUUCCGAGCGAGCUUCGCAAUGGUUCAUUCAGAAACUCGAAGAAGCUCAAAAGAAUAUUGCAAAAGCUUUACCAAAUUCCUUUGAGGCAAAAAGCUUAAAAUUUCCUACAGCAAGCGAUCUUAUUAUUUUACGCUUAAUUGGGCAAAUAUUUCCCACCUCAGAUUUUCAUCAUUCAGUUGUCACGCCUGCUACGCUACUUAUGGGACAAUAUUUAACACAAUAUACAGUCCGCAAUGGUAGAGAUCUAUUAGUGGGAUUGUUCUUGUGCAGUUUAUUACGAGAGUACCAAGCUUUAUCGAAGCGAGUGGUUCCAGAAGUAUUAAAUUAUCUUUACGCGUCGCUAAUUUAUCUCGCGCCAUUUGAAACAUUUACUUCUAUCGACUCGAUUCCUGGAUAUUUUCCCAUAAAAGAGUUUAUCAUACCCAUACUUCAAAUCAAGGAUGCAAAGGGGAUUGAACCUCGGAAAUUAAAUUUUUCAGAAUUAUUGGGUAAUCCGAUUAAUAAAAAUGAACGUGAUAGCUACUUCGAAAAUGAUUUGUUUCGCGUUUCGGCAUUAUCUGCGUCUUUGGACCUCGUGUUACAAUAUGCAAAGAUGUACAAUUCAAAAUCGGCAUUCAUUGAACUUUUCACCCCUUCGUUAACUAUAUUAAAUCAACUUCCGGAAGAGAAAUUUUCGACUAAACUACAGACUGCACUCAAGUCCACAAAAGACACACUACAACGACUAUUAAAAUUCGCAAAUGAAGCACGUUGUCCUCUUGAACUACAACACCACAGAUCAAUCCCACUUGCCACCUACAUUCCCAAAUUCGAAGAAACCUAUUCGGUGGAACGUAAAUCUACGAAAAACCGUGAACAAGCACAACUUAAUAAACUCAAAGCACAAUACAAAAAAGAACGAAAAGGUGCAAUUCGGGAGUUGCGCAAGGACAGCCAGUUUAUUGCGCGUGAGAAAUUGAGCAAGAUCAAGGAACGCGAUGCUGCGUAUAAGAAAAAGAUUGGAGGAAUUAUGAAUAUAUUAGAGACGGAACAACACGAAAAAAAAUCGUAUGAGAAGUCAAAACGGAAACGAUAA